AUGGGACCAAGGGAAGCACGGGCACGUCGCUCUGCGCAAAGCGGUGCACCGAUCACGCAGUGCCGCGAGGUGGAAAUCUGCACGUGCCACACCGUUCGCCAACGCAACGGUCUAAUAGCUGACGAGCUACGGCUAGAGACUGACGAAACGGCAGACUGCGAAGGGACCGUUGUUCACGGUCGACAUGACAGUUGUUCACCGUCUUCUGCAGUUAAACGAACGGUCCGCCACCUCAGCGGCAUUUCUAACAGAAACCUCGAAAUCAGACUUAUUAAUUAG
This is a messenger RNA of Soboliphyme baturini, 279 nucleotides long. Lineage: Eukaryota; Metazoa; Nematoda; Enoplea; Dioctophymatida; Soboliphymatidae. The record is from the annotation of a GenBank genome assembly.